Prorocentrum cordatum is the source of this 687-nucleotide messenger RNA. The record is from the annotation of a GenBank genome assembly. Lineage: Eukaryota; Dinophyceae; Prorocentrales; Prorocentraceae.
AUGCAGCAGUGGCCGAAGCCGGCCAAGCGGGACGACAAGGGGCCAGCCUGCCGCAUACGCUGUCGGUUCUUCUCGACGUGGGGCAGGACAGGGCCGCAGUGCAGCUGGGACGGGGGCGUGCGAGAGAGGUCUCAGGCCGAGCCCACGGAGGCGGCCGCGGCGAAGCUGCCCGCCAAGGUCGCCAAGCGGACCGCCGCCCGCAGCGCCGCCGGCACCGAGGCGGCCGGCAAGAAGAAAAAGAAAAAGGACAAGAAGGCCAAGAAGGAGAGGAAGGACAAGAAGGACAAGAAGGGCAAGAGGGACAAGAAGGACAAGAAGGAGAAGCGCGCUCGAGGCCCCGAGGAGGCCGCCAAGAAGGCGAAGCUCGCGGACACCGCACACGCCACCACCGACUCGAAGGGGCUGCUGGUCCGCACCCACGGCAAGCACUCCUCCAGGUACCUGGGCGUCAGCUUGAACCGGAGCACGGGCAAGUGGCAGGCGACGCUCGUGCAGCCCUCGGGCUCGAGGGAAGACCUCGGCCAGUUCGGCACGGAGGACCGAGGAGGCGGCGAGGGUCUACACGAACGCCGUGCGGACGCAGGAGGUGCUCCUCGCGAAGCCCGCCGGCGCCGCCUCCGCCUCGCAGGCGCCGGCCGCGACGGCGCCCGCAACGUCGGCGCCGGAGAGCGGCGCCUCGGGCUCGGG